AUGGCAACCCCCACCCCCGCACCCCCCCAAGAACCACCCCCCAAACUCGCCCUCCUCGGCACCACGCCCCUCUCCUCCCCCGCCGUCGCCGGCCACCUCGUCUGCAACCCGGCCAUCGACCUGACCGCCACGGUCGGCGAGGCGGGCGCCGCGCUGCUCGUCUGGCGUGCCGGCGACCAGGGCCUGGUGUCGAAGUGUGUGGAGCGUGGGAAGACGGUGGAUGCUAUCGCCUGGAAGGCGGAUGGGCAGUUUUUGGCGGCGGGGUGGAGUGAUGGGGUGGUGAGGCUGGUGGGGUUGGAGAGUAGCAAGGCGGUGCAUCAUAUCAGGGUGGUGGGGGGGCGCGAUGGUGGUGGUGGUGGUGGAGCGAAGAUUGGGUUUAUUGCGUGGGGGAGGAAUGCCACCGGGGAGAGUCAGCGGAGGGAUCGGGGGCUUGGGAAAGGGGGCGAGCAGGAGAGGAGGAUACUGCUGGAUGGGGAGCGGACGGGAGAUGUGGCGGUUGAUUUGCCGCGCGAGUUGGUGUUUCUGGAGGCUGAGACGUCGUUGCCAAAACUCAGUCCGUUGCCUGCUGGCGGGUCGGGAGAUGACAUGUUCCUGUUUUCGUCAACAGCAUCGCUCGAGUCUGUGUUUCGGCCUUCCAGGGCUGAGGAAGCUGAUGAUGUGCAUGUCAUGGUUGUGGGAAUGACUGACGGCGGGAUACAUCUUAGUAUCAACGACUCGUUCGUCAUCGGUACGGCAAAACCCUCGCCCCGUGGCGACGACGAAAUAUUCCACCUCUGUGGGCACAGCUCACGCCCGGAGAGUUCAACUCACAUGCUGUUGCUCAGGCCACAAGCAAGUGAUGGUACGACAUUGUAUCUGGUGCCAAUGAACCUCGCCUUUCUGGACUCCUCGCCGGCCAACCUGUCGCUCUUAGCCUCCAAGACAACCACGUUGCAAAAUCUGCUGCGAUAUCUGAAGUCUACACAGUCACACAUGGUUAGCGAUUGGCAGUCGACGCGGGAGUUGCCUCGGCGAUUUAUGGCUGGGGUUGAGGAUGAUCUCAAGAAACUGCCCAACGGAGAUAUGACGGUCGUCCAGGCCCUCUACCACACGGUGGUCACCGGCCACGUCUAUGAGCCCGUGAAGGAAUGGCUUGUAGACACCCUCGGCGAGCGAGGACACAAACGCUGGGAGAAGGCGGUGGUAACCGGUCUGACCAGUCUUCGCGGCCUAGUCCACGGGAAUUUUAUACCAGCACUAGAAAGGUGUGGCGCCAUCCUUAGCCGCCUCCUCGGCAUUGCACGCUUCCAUGGCCCCAGGAAGAACAUCGGUUUCGAUGAGGCCCAGAUUAUGAAGCUCAUGGACAUUGUUUCGUGUCUAAUGAUGGUUUCUCACAAAAUCUUGACGACCGUUAUGGACGAGCUGGAAUACUUCAACGCCUUCUCGAUUUGGCUGCGGCUGGAAAUUGACAAGCAAGGGUCAUCUUCAGUCACCGAGGAGCUCUCUGAAAAAGAGGCAACGAUGGACAACCCCAGGGUGCUGUCAUACAUCCAACAUUACCUGGCUAACAGCCCUCUGUCGGUUUAUUUUGACGAGGUUGCCAAGGAGGAUUACAUCAAAGAUCAGGAGAUGGUCGCGCCGGGCGUGUCUCUCCUAGAUCUGUUAGACAAGCAGUUAAGGGAGCAGGAGGGAGGCCGGCCAUACAUGAAGGUGUUUCCUCGCAUCGACUUCUUAUUGAACUACCUGGUCACCAGCAGCAGCGCUGUGUUUGAUGGUAUCGCCAACGCGGAGAAGCAGGGUGUCAAGUUUGGCCAAGCGACCGAGGUGUCGGUCGGGGCAAAAAUAUGGAAACAUGAUUUGUGGAUGGGCCGGCCUUACAAGAAGGACCACUCGGCACCGACGUUUACUGCGAUAGUCGCAGAAGAUGACAAGUCCAAGAUCUGUAUUAUUCGUACCGACGUCCCGCUUGAAGCAAGCGCCAACAACCCAACCUCAACGAGGGCUUGUGUGCUAGGGUUACCCGAUGGCGUAACUAUUGUUGACCUCGAGUAUCUCGACGACAAGUCAUUGUUGGUAUUGUGUAACCGAAAAGAAGAGCCGAGGUCGGUUCUCCUACGAAUCGCAUAUCAAUCGCCCCAUAUGCUUUAUCAAGGGUACACAAAGGGGCAAACGCCUCCCGUGUUAGGGUUUAACGGCACGAACAGCGCGGGGCUUGGCUCAUGCAUUGCCUUUUCCCACAUGUCCAGCUUUACCCCUAUUCAGAUGGUGGUUCAGAGGCCGAGCAAGCUGAGAGGUGAGAUUCCUGCCAGAGUUUGUCUUCUGGGGCGAGACAAGGCCAUGUAUAAGACCUAUGCACUUCCAGAUGACUUGGAUGACGGCAAUGAGCAAUCUUAGCAGCAUACAUGGGCAUCUCUCGGACGAUAGAGUGGGAUAGGCGCUGGCUGAAAGAGUCACGGUGCGAGACGGAAAACGACUAAUGAGGCAUGUAUCCGUUGGUGUAAUUCGUGGCCUAAAUCUAGCAAAAUAUUAGUAGCAUGCAUGCCCGGUUUG
This is a messenger RNA of Chaetomium fimeti, 2529 nucleotides long. RefSeq names its product anaphase-promoting complex, cyclosome, subunit 4-domain-containing protein. Lineage: Eukaryota; Fungi; Ascomycota; Sordariomycetes; Sordariales; Chaetomiaceae. The transcript has 7 exons. Gene Ontology annotation, cellular component: anaphase-promoting complex; nuclear periphery. Bases 1 to 2373 code for a protein of 790 amino acids. Gene Ontology annotation, molecular function: protein binding. Gene Ontology annotation, biological process: anaphase-promoting complex-dependent catabolic process; protein K11-linked ubiquitination. The record is from RefSeq and is a predicted model, not a curated record.